AUGGCAGAAGCAGAGACCAGUGGAAGAAUGAUUGACAGGACACCCCACAGCAGUGAUCCCCCUCCAGAUAAAGCUGAGCGCUCGAGUGAAACACCCAGUAUGGAGACCCUGGAGGAAGUUCUGCAUGGUGGACAGCUUUCCUGUAAUCAUGUGGACGAAGUGUGGCCUAACCUGUUUUUAGGGGACAUGUACAUGUCCCAUGACCGGUACAGUUUGUGGGCUCUGGGGGUCACACAUGUGCUGAAUGCAGCUCAUGGGAAAAUGUGCUGCAAGGGCACUGAUGACUUCUAUGGCACCACUGUCAGCUAUUAUGGAGUGCCUGCCAACGACCUGCCGACCUUCGACCUUUCACCUUUCUUCUAUCCAGCUGCACAGUUCAUUCACCAGGCCCUAAGCAAGCCCAAUGCCAAGGUGUUUGUGCACUGCGCAGUGGGCGUAAGCCGGUCGGCUGCGCUGGUUCUGGCGUACCUCAUGAUACACCAUAACUACACACUGCUUAACGCCAUCCUGCGGGUGAAGGAGAACCGAUGGAUCUUCCCCAAUCGCGGCUUCCUCAGACAGCUUCAGUCGUUGGAUGAACGCCUGUGGAGAGAUAGGACUGAAAUUCGCGACCGUUAUGAAACAACGCGCACCGGAGCGGCAGAGGACCCCCAUGCAAUGACCAGUGUCCGCCUAUCGCCCUGCAGGAUAGGGUGA
Messenger RNA from Sardina pilchardus (European sardine), 696 nucleotides. Its product is annotated as dual specificity protein phosphatase 13A family protein. The coding region runs from base 1 to 696 and encodes 231 amino acids. The record is from RefSeq and is a predicted model, not a curated record. Lineage: Eukaryota; Metazoa; Chordata; Actinopteri; Clupeiformes; Clupeidae. The transcript has 5 exons. Gene Ontology annotation, cellular component: cytoplasm. Gene Ontology annotation, molecular function: protein tyrosine/serine/threonine phosphatase activity; MAP kinase phosphatase activity. Gene Ontology annotation, biological process: protein dephosphorylation; negative regulation of MAPK cascade.